ACAAGGUCUUUACUGGGUGUAUUUGAAGAAGAUGCUACCGCUAUAUCCAAUUAUAUGAACCAGUUGUAUCAAGCUAUGCACCGGAUUUAUGACGCACAGAAUGAAUUAAGUGCAGCAACACACCUAACAUCGAAACUUUUAAAAGAAUAUGAAAAACAGCGUUUCCCUUUAGGGGGUGAUGAUGAGGUCAUGAGCUCUACUCUGCAGCAGUUUGCAAAGGUUAUAGAUGAGCUUAGUUCUUGUCAUGCGGUACUUUCAACUCAACUUGCCGAUGCCAUGAUGUUCCCCAUUUCCCAGUUUAAAGAAAGAGAUCUGAAAGAAAUACUGACACUAAAAGAGGUAUUUCAGAUUGCUAGUAAUGAUCAUGAUGCUGCAAUUAACAGAUAUAGUCGAUUGUCAAAAAAGAGAGAAAAUGACAAGGUAAAGUACGAAGUAACAGAGGAUGUAUAUACUUCCAGGAAGAAACAGCACCAGACAAUGAUGCACUAUUUUUGUGCAUUAAAUACUCUUCAGUACAAGAAGAAAAUAGCUUUGUUAGAACCUCUACUUGGAUACAUGCAGGCUCAGAUAAGUUUCUUUAAGAUGGGCUCUGAGAAUCUCAAUGGACAGCUGGAAGAAUUUUUAGCUAAUAUCGGAACAAGUGUUCAGAAUGUCCGAAGAGAAAUGGAUGGUGAUGUAGAGAUCAUGCAACAAACAAUAGAAGACUUGGAAGUAGCCAGUGACCCUUUAUAUGUGCCUGACCCAGAUCCCACCAAGUUUCCCGUCAAUCGAAAUUUAACCCGAAAGGCUGGAUACCUAAAUGCUAGGAAUAAAACAGGCUUGGUGUCGUCUACCUGGGAUAGACAGUUUUACUUCACGCAGGGUGGAAACUUAAUGAGUCAAGCACGUGGAGACGUGGCGGGAGGCCUGGCCAUGGACAUAGACAACUGCUCAGUGAUGGCUGUGGACUGUGAGGACAGGCGAUACUGUUUUCAGAUCACUUCUUUUGACGGAAAAAAAUCUUCAAUUUUGCAAGCAGAGAGUAAAAAAGACCACGAAGAGUGGAUUUGUACAAUAAACAACAUAUCUAAACAAAUAUACUUGAGUGAAAAUCCAGAGGAAACUGCUGCACGAGUAAAUCAGUCUGUUCUGGAAGCUGUCACUCCUUCCCCAUCUUUCCAGCAGAGACAUGAGAGCCUGCGUCCCGCAGGACCAUCUCGACCAUCCACAGCUCGGACCAGCAGUUCAGGAUCCUUGGGAUCAGAGUCUGCAAAUUUGGCUUCCCUUUCUCUAGAUUCUCUUGUUGCCCCAGAUACUCCAAUACAGUUUGAUAUAAUUUCUCCUGUGUGUGAAGAUCAGCCUGGCCAGGCAAAAGCCUUUGGCCAAGGAGGCAGACGUACAAAUCCAUUUGGAGAAUCCGGAGGAGGCACAAAGUCAGAAACUGAAGACUCUAUUCUUCAUCAGCUCUUCAUUGUCCGAUUCCUUGGUUCUAUGGAGGUAAAGUCAGAUGAUCAUCCAGACGUUGUCUAUGAAACAAUGCGCCAGAUCCUAGCUGCUCGGGCCAUCCACAACAUCUUCCGUAUGACAGAAUCACAUCUGUUAGUCACUUGUGACUGUUUAAAGUUAAUUGAUCCGCAGACCCAAGUUACAAGGCUCACAUUUCCAUUACCAUAUGUAGUUUUAUAUGCUACACACCAAGAAAAUAAACGACUCUUUGGAUUUGUUCUCCGGACAUCAGGCGGAAGAAGUGAGAGUAGUUUGUCAUCAGUCUGCUAUAUAUUUGAAUCAAACAACGAGGGGGAAAAGAUUUGUGAUUCUGUUGGAUUGGCAAAACAGAUAGCACUGCACGCUGAACUGGAUCGUAGAGCAUCAGAAAAGCAAAAAGAAAUAGAGAGAGUAAAAGAAAAGCAACAGAAAGAACUCAGCAAACAAAAACAGAUUGAGAAGGACUUGGAGGAGCAGAGUCGGUUGAUAGCAGCUUCCAGUAGACCAAACCAGACUGGUAUUGAGGGCCAGGUUGUUGUCCUUAGCAGUAGCCAAUCAGAAGAGAGUGAUUUGGGAGAAGAAGGGAAAAAAAGAGAGUCAGAAGCAUAAACAUUUUUUGCUUGAUUUUUUUUUUCCCCUUCCCCUGGAAUGUGGCACAAGGUAACCAUGUUAAAAGAUCAAGGAGGAGACUAAGCUUUAUAUUGUUUCAGCUUCACUUAAGAAAGACUAAGCAUGAUAACAAGUUAUAUUGAGCAUAUACUUAAAAAAUAAAAUACUAUGCAUUAUCAUCAAAUUCUACUUACCUAAAUAAGAUCUGCUUACUUUCCUGUAGUAGAUUGCUGAGAAAUCAUACUUGUUCAAGACAUUUUACUUUGUGAAUGCUCUUUAUUUUGCAGUGUAAUUGGCUGUCUCCAUAAGAAAUCAUUUAUUCUUCAGAUUCUGACAUUUGUGUGUGUGCUCUCUCCCUUUCUUUAGGAAUGUCUUGUUGGUAGUGAGGGAGUGUUCAACCAAAUGAGCUUAAAAUCCUUUCUGUUGAGAAUUCUACAAGUUUGCAAAUAUUCUAACAAUAUUAAGUGUGCAAUAGGAUUUGUAUAAAAUCACUAGGACAGUGGCAGAUGGUGCUCUUAAUUUCAGGGCAUUUUCUGGACUUGCUCCAUGUCUCUGAUGUACUGUAUCAUGGCAUAGGAAAGAGACUCAAGUGUCUUUGUUGGUGUUUGAUGCAGUCCUUGGUAUUUUGUCACCAUCUUCUCAGUUCUCAGGUUGGGACUUCACUUAUUGCUGCAGAGCAGUGAGGGUUAGAAUUUAUUGAACGAUUUUUGUUGUUGUUCAAACAUUUUAUAUUAGAGUUGACACGUAAAGGGAGUGUUAUAGAGUGAUACAUUGUAUUUUCUGUAUUGUGAAAUAAUUUUUUAUUGAUAAUAAGUGACAUUUCAAAAGAUGUUGUAUAACAAUUAUGUUUACUGCUUAGAAUAAAAAUGUGCAGUUUGGUUUAGAGAACAUAAUCUUUUAAAUUUCAGACUGAUAAUCCCUGUAUUUUCAUAAUCCCACAUUUUGAUAAUGAAUUGAAUAGUCACUUUAUAUCCACAAAGGCAAAUAAUUUAUGAGUAUAGAAUAAUUUGUACUAAUUAUUGUAAAUACUUUUACUUUUCAAAUGAGCAAAAGAUCUAAUUCCAUGAAAGACUGAAAAGGAAUUGAACACCUCAUAUAGUAUAGGACCAAGGAAGGAGUUAGCUUGCUACCAAGGUUGACAUGUCCCUCAGUUCAUCUUCUUUCAAGCCUUUCCUCACUUAGAUUUUAAUCUUUGUUUAUAGAUUUUAUUUUCAUGUGUUAUACAUGAAAAAGUAUAUAUAUAUAUAUAUAUAUACAUGUACAGUUUAAAUAUAUUGAGUAAAGUAUUCUACAUAGUCAUACAUUUAUAGAUUUUUCAAGAGGUUAACCACUAAUUUCACAAGUAAUUUUCUCUUAGUUCUGAACUUAGUUUCACACUCUGUAAGUACAGUUUUCUGUAGUCAUGAGAUAACUAUAUAUAUAUAUAUAUAUAUAUUUGAUCAUGAUAUUGUUUUUAAUUCAUGUGCCAAAUGGGACUAGUGCUUACUUAGUACUCUUUAAACUUUUAUGUUACUCAAAUAUACAGUUAAUAAGUAGCAAUUUAUGGAGCCCAUUUGGUUAAAAGUCUGUUUUGUACUUUCUAAAGGAAAUGUUUUCACAUUAGUGUUUCCUUCUUGUUCAACUAGAAAUUGCUGUGCUCAGUACUUGACUAGUUGUGGCAAGUCUUGCUUUAAAGAUUUUUUUUUCGGGGGGAGGGGGUUUCGAGACAGGGUUUCUCUGUAGCUUUGGAGCCUGUCCUGGAACUAGCUCUUGUAGAUCAGAAUGGUCUCAAAUUCACAGAGAUCUACCUGCCUCUGCCUCCCCAGUUCUGGGAUUAAAGGCGUGCGCCACCACCGCCUGGCUGCUUUUAAGAUUUUUGAGAUUGGUAAGGUUUCUGACUUUUAUUGUUGGUUUUGUUUUGUUUUUAUUGUCUGUUUGAUUUUAGCAGUGCUGGGGAUCUUACAUAUGCUAAGUAAGCCCUUUACACUGAGCUGCAUCUCAACCCAAGUUUUCAGUUUCAUGAAGUGUUUUCUUGAUAUGAGAUGUCCUGUGUACUGCAGGGGAAAUCUGUUUUACAAUAAGAGUGGUCACCAUCAGGAGACAGCUUUAAUUUCUGCUGCUAUAUAUGGCAGCAAAAUGCUGCGAUUUGGAUAAAUAUUCAGGCUAGGGGUGAGAGUUUUCUGAUUCUUUUUAAGUCACGUUUCAUAGGAAUUCCCACAGUUGCUAUCACAUCCACAGGUCAGACUAGAAUGUAUUCUGAUGCCCAGGACGUGUCCUGAGUGGACUGAACAUUUUCCAUGACUGAGCGUCUGUUCUGUCGCUGUUAAACUGUAGGGAUUUUGCACAGCAGCUUUAAUCAGCUCUCCUGCUUGAAGAAAGCUGCCUGUGAGUUUCUUCCUAAACGUUAAUGCUGAUCUUGUUCUGUUGUACUGUCCUCCAAAAUCUCUCCCAGCUUUUUAGAAAUUAACAAAAUUUCUUUAAAAAGGAAGAGAAAUUUAGCCUACCUAAUUCUACUGUGCAUUCUGUUACCUAUAUUGACAGUACUUCCAUAACUGUGUAAUAAACUAAUAGAAAAUCACUUCCUUCUGUAUCCUUGCUAGAGACUUGCUGUAAACUUGCUAGAGACUGAAACUGUCCCUUUGAACAGAGUCCCUGAAUCUCUGAAGCCAUUCUUGUUUUUGUCAUGUAUUUAAAGACUACUUGGUGUUUAAUUUCAAAAAAGAAUUUGUUGGAAUGAGGAGGUAGCCAUUAUUUUUGAGAAAAGAAUAGUAGGAUGUACAUAACAUUGUAGGUAACAUGGUUUUAUGUGGUGAAUGCUUACAAAUAACUACAGGAACCACACUAUUUACAGUUGGAACUGACAAUGCUGGCAGAUCCUGAAAGCUAGUAUAUUACAAAAUCUUCUGGCAUCUGAAUGAAAUGAACACAUUAAUUUGCUUUUGUUAACAAGUCUGAGCAUUUGUAGUAAGCAAGCUUUUCAUCUUGUUUUUAGCAAGCUUGAUUUAUAUCUCUAUAAUGAGAUUUUUAUUCUACAUUAAUAACAGAUUUGAAACUAGAACCAUGGUGAACUUUUAGUCAACCUCUAGCUACACUUGUAAGUAACUGACUUCAAUUAAUAUGGAUAUUGGGGACUAAAUGAUAAUUAAUGUGCAAGACUGCUUUGUAUAUUUUGUGAUUUUUGUAAUGUAAGUAAAUUGAUUAACUCUUAUUUCACUGAUGAUAUUAACCAACUGUGCAGUGUACAUAUAAUUGAAAAUCAUGCAGCAUCUCUCUUUAAAAUUGGAUUUGUGAUCAUGGUAUAGCUUGUGGGGCAGAGAACUUAUUUUUUCAUUUGUCAAAAUAGGUAUUUGCUGACAGGGCUUCAAGAAGUAUGUUGUUGGGUUUUUUAAAUGUAUAAUAAAGUUCAUGUUUUUUUUUUAUAAAGAC
This is a messenger RNA of Myodes glareolus (Bank vole), 5478 nucleotides long. The record is from RefSeq and is a predicted model, not a curated record. Lineage: Eukaryota; Metazoa; Chordata; Mammalia; Rodentia; Cricetidae.